This is a messenger RNA of Hypoxylon trugodes, 1910 nucleotides long. Its product is annotated as A/B/D/E cyclin. Bases 206 to 1687 code for a protein of 493 amino acids. The record is from RefSeq and is a predicted model, not a curated record. Gene Ontology annotation, biological process: G2/M transition of mitotic cell cycle; regulation of cyclin-dependent protein serine/threonine kinase activity. NCBI's taxonomy places the organism in Eukaryota, Fungi, Ascomycota, Sordariomycetes, Xylariales, Hypoxylaceae. The transcript is spliced from 5 exons. Gene Ontology annotation, cellular component: cyclin-dependent protein kinase holoenzyme complex; cytoplasm; nucleus. Gene Ontology annotation, molecular function: cyclin-dependent protein serine/threonine kinase regulator activity.
CAUCCUACAACAUUUUGCAAAUAGCAUCACGUCUUCCCAACGAUCCCGUUACAUAACAUUCAUCCUAAUACAAACUAGCUUCUAAUGGUGGAAGCUUCAGUUUGUUGACACACCGUCUCCUACAUUUUCACUUUAGUCAGGCAACUAUCUGUUCCUGACUCGAAGUCUAAUUACGUAUCAUAAAAGCGUUUAAUCCAAUAUCAAGAUGCCUCCUGGACGUCCCGCCCGUUCAACACGCGUCGUUUCCAACGAGAACGAUGAGAAUUCCACGCGUAUGACGCGUGCUAAGGCAGCUACCCUUAACGUCGAUGUCACUUCUCAAGCCACAAAGCAGCCUCUCCAAUCCAAGAAGUCAGCAGUCAACCUCAACCCUGCCGCCCAGCGAAAACGCGCUGCUCUCGGCGAUGUUAGCAAUGUCGGAAAAGGUGAAGCAGCGGAAGGAAAGAAGCCUGCAGCCGGAAGCAAGGCUGGCUUGGUCUCCAAGGCCGCACAACCUACUGGUGUUCAGAAGAGCCAUACUCGUACCGCAUCGACUCGAUCUGCUUUAGGCCCCAAAGAUGCGAAGAAGCCUGAGGUGAAGCGUGCGGGUUCUGGAUCUGGUGCCAUCGGUGCACAUAAGAGGAAGGUCACUUCAACCACUAUCAAGCACGAUAUCCUUGAGGAAGAGCCGGUUCGUAAGAAGGCUCACACUCUUGAGAAUGAGCUUAAGAAGCAGGACCGAUCUGAUUCUAGCUCAGAGAAGCUGGAUUUUGAGAAGGCGUCUCUCAAGGAGGCUGGCCCCUACAAGGAGGACGUUGCUGUUGUGCUCCCCGAAGGUGUUAAGGAUCUGGAGCAAGAUGGCAUAGAUGAUCCUCUAAUGGCUGCCGAGUACGCCCACGAGAUUUUCGAAUACCUCCGUGACCUCGAAUGCAAGGCGGUUCCCAACCCACAAUACAUAAUACACCAAGACGAGCUAGAGUGGAAGACGCGAAGUAUCUUAAUCGACUGGAUGAUUGAGGUUCACACUCGAUUCCACCUCCUUCCCGAGACUCUAUUUCUAGCCACGAACAUAAUCGACCGCUUCCUAUCUCAGAAGGUCGUCCAACUUGACCGCGUACAGCUCGUGGGCAUCACAGCUAUGUUCAUCGCUGCCAAGUACGAAGAAGUCUUAUCCCCCCAUGUGAGCAACUAUCGAAUGGUUUCGGAUGAUGGCUUUAGCGACGCAGAGAUCCUUAGCGCAGAACGAUUUAUUCUGGAGACUCUCAACUACGAUCUAAGCUAUCCUAACCCUAUGAACUUCCUCCGUCGUAUCUCCAAGGCGGAUGACUAUGAUAUCCAGUCUCGUACGAUUGGAAAGUAUCUUAUGGAGAUCAGCAUCGUCGACUACCGAUUCUUGCAAUUCCGACCCAGCCAUGUUGCCGCUGGUGCCAUGUAUCUCGCACGGAUGAUCCUUGACCGAGGUGAAUGGGAUCCGACUAUCGCGUACUAUGCUGGAUACACUGAGGAAGAGAUUGAGCCCGUCUUUGAGCUCAUGAUAGAUUAUCUAGCUCGUCCCAUCUGCCACGAGGCCUUCUACAAGAAGUACGCAAGCAAGAAGUUCAUGAAAGCUUCCCUUAUCACACGCCAGUGGGCAAGGAAGAAUGCGCCUAUCUUCGGCAUCACAGAUGUUAAGAUAUCGGUGGACGAGCUGUCGCAACUAGAUUACUAAAGCCUCUCACAUUCAACUUCUACAUACACAACAUAACGAUAUUCCUACAUUGGGAACCUUGUGCAGGGCUAGGAUACCCAAGGUCUCAUUGGAUGACGGCCUUACGAUAACAACUUGCAUGACGUUCUCGGCCUAUGACUCAUAAUCUUUCGACCCUGAAUUUCGGACCUCCAAAGUAGGCGUUCAACGUCUUAAUUCGGAUGUCCAAUCUUCUCCAACGCCC